AUGGCGUUUCCCAUUAUCAACGGCACGGAAGUGAUGUUGCCUCCGCCUGAGGGCUGGGUCGUCAACUUCACCCACCCGUACCGUGACGAACAAACGAGAGAACAUGUCAUGUGGGCUUUUGGUGUGGAGUUCCCGAUCGCAACCUUGUUUUUGAUACAGCGCGUCUAUACAUCGGCGUAUCUGUUACGAAAAUUCCGUAUCGAUGAUUACCUGCUCGUUAUCGCCUGGGGCUUUCUGCUAGCUACACAGGUAAUGAUGCUUCACUUGUGGCGGCUAGGGCUGGUCGGGCUCCACGGUUGGGAACAGUCCUUGGAUAAGAGCAUAUAUAUGACAGAGGUCAUCACUGCUCUAACCUUGACCGCCAUCACUGGCACGGUUUUGGCCAAACUAUCGCUUUGCUUCUUCUACUAUCGACUGUCGCCGGCUCGGUGGUAUAGAUACGGCAUCAUGUUUACCGGCUUCCUCUGCAUCGCUUGCUUUGGCUCAGUAUGGUUCGCCGUCCUGUUCGCAUGCCGGCCCGUGGCUGCGGCGUGGAACCUCAGGCUCUACACCGGUACCAACUGCAUCGCGCGCCCGCCGUGGUACAUGUUGCAAGCCAUUACUGGGGGUGUGACUGAUCUACUCCUGAUGAUACAGCCGAUCCCAACCGUGAUAGGAUUACAACUGUCUGCAAAGCGCAAGGCAGGCUUGAUAGCUUGGUUCGGCAUCGGUACCAUCACAUUGGCGGCAGCUGUGAUGCGUUUGAUCAGUCUACUGUCCAUGAUUAACAGCGCUGACACACCAUGGACUAUGGCUGAUGCUAUGCUCUGGCUUGUGGUUGAGUCCAACUUGAUCAUUCUCUGCGGCUCUCUUCCCACUUUCCGGGUGUGGCUCAACCACGUCGUCUCCAAAACGAACCGAACCGAGAAAGGGAGUGCGGGCAGCUCAUCCGGCAAAGGCACUAAGGACAGCUUCCCAUUGCGAACCUUUGGCGCACCAAGGAGCCGUCAGUUCGACACCAUUGCCGAGAUCGAAUAUGGAGAUCAGUUCAGUCCUGAUCAUUACCACGUCGGCGUUGAAAGUCGGAAGUCAGAAGGCACCGGUCACGUCUCGGCAACGGGCAGCGAGGAAGCCAUCAUGCAAACACGAACAGCGACCAUCUCCUAUUCGAAAGAUUUGCCAUGA
Neoarthrinium moseri is the source of this 1164-nucleotide messenger RNA. RefSeq lists its product as uncharacterized. The transcript is spliced from 6 exons. The record is from RefSeq and is a predicted model, not a curated record. The coding region runs from base 1 to 1164 and encodes 387 amino acids. Lineage: Eukaryota; Fungi; Ascomycota; Sordariomycetes; Amphisphaeriales; Apiosporaceae.